AUGGACGCUCGGCGCCUCGGCCAAUGCCGAGGCGCCUGCAUUUUGAUGUCCAUUUUGCCACUAUUCUCUAGUUCUGAGCACUCUCAUUGUCACCUCCUCCUACUCGUCAUUAUUUUCUUGCAUCUUGUGUCCUCUUCAAGUAAGUCCGAUGCAAAAAUACUUCUCAAUUUGAUUAACAAUGAUGCAUUAUCCAAUUGGGAUCCCAGCAAACCAUCAUGCAAUGGGGAUAAAGAGAAUUGGGAAGGUGUUCUUUGUGAUCAUGGUAUUGUUUGGGGACUCAAGCUUGAGAAUAUAGGAUUAAGGGGUAACAUUGAUGUUGAUACACUAUCCGAAUUAACAAAUUUGAGGGCAAUUAGCUUGAUGAACAAUAAUUUCGAUGAAUCGUUGCCAAAUUUGGCAAAAUUGGGUGCCCUGAAAACCAUUUAUUUGUCGAAUAAUAAGUUUUCCGAGAAAAUUCCCGAAAACUUGUUUGAUGCCACAUUAUCACUCAAGAAAAUUCAUUUGUCGCAAAAUAAGUUCUCGGGUCAAAUUCUGGUAUCUCUUACGAUAUUGUUGAAGUUGAUAGAGUUGAUGUUUUAAGACAAUGAGUUUGAAGGUUUAGUACUUGAAUUUCGUUUUCAAUGUAUCUAACAAUCAAUUGGAGGGUGAAAUACCCAAUAACCUCAGAUGAACGCUACAACAUUUUACGGUCUGUUUUCUUAAAUAU
Olea europaea var. sylvestris is the source of this 706-nucleotide messenger RNA. RefSeq names its product pollen receptor-like kinase 4. The transcript is spliced from 2 exons. The record is from RefSeq and is a predicted model, not a curated record. The coding region runs from base 1 to 579 and encodes 192 amino acids. Lineage: Eukaryota; Viridiplantae; Streptophyta; Magnoliopsida; Lamiales; Oleaceae. Gene Ontology annotation, molecular function: protein binding.